AUUAGCUACCGAAGCUAAAAGCAUGCUUGCACAGGUCCUUCUGGGCCGAAGUAGGUUCUCUCAGGCAUUUCAUCGAACACUUUCAUUCACCUCUCUAUUUUUCUAUCAAAAUCCUCACAACUUCAGUAAUUUUCUCUGCACCCAAACAACCCAUAGCUUCCCCGAGAUAAAUAAACUAGACCCAGAAGAAGAACAUCAACACGAAGAGAAACCCAGAUCGUUAUCUUUGAGAAUUGAGAAGCUUUCGAGAGGAGAACCGGUUGGCUUAGCAUUUCAAAGCUGGAUGCGUGACGGCUUUCCCAUUCACCAUGGAGACAUUUUUCAUGCUAUCAAUCGCUUGCGGAAGCUUAAGUUGAACAAACGCGCGCUUGAGGUGAUGGAAUGGGUGAUCAGGGAGAGACCUUACAGGCCAAAAGAAUUAGACUACUCUUACCUCUUGGAAUUUACAACCAAACUUCAUGGGAUAUCGCACGGCGAGCAGCUUUUCACUCGUGUUCCUAUUGAGUUUCAGAAUGAGUUGUUGUAUAACAAUCUUGUAAUUGCAUGCCUGGAGAAAGGUGUCAUAAGACUUUCACUUGAAUACAUGAAGAAAAUGAGGGAAUUGGGUCAUUCGAUUUCACAUUUGAUUUUCAACCGCAUUAUAAUCCUUCAUUCCUCCCCUGGUCGCAGGAAACUAAUCCCAAAAAUUCUGGCUCAAAUGAAGGCUGACAAGGUAGCUCCUCAUGUCUCGACGUAUAACAUUUUGAUGAAAAUUGAAGCCAACGAUCAUAAUAUUGAUGGAUUGGUAAAGGUAUUUGGUGAUAUGAAGCGAUUUCAAGUUGAACAAAAUGAGGUUUCGUUCUGCAUAUUAGCUACUGCACAUGCAGUUGCAAGAUUGUAUACUGUGGCUGAAGCAUAUGUUGAAGCUGUUGAAAAGUCUUAUACUGGAGAUAACUGGUCAACACUAGACGUUUUAAUUAUAUUAUAUGGAUGCUUACGGAAGGGAAAGGAUUUAGAGAGAGUUUGGGGAAUUGUGAAACAACUUCCCCAUGUUAGAUUAAAAAGCUACAUUCUCGCAAUUGAAGCAUUUGGUAGAAUCGGACAGCUUGAUCGAGCAGAGGAGCUUUGGUCAGAGAUGAAGUCGAUAAAAGAGAUGAAAUCAACAGACCAGUUUAAUUCAAUAUUAUCUGUAUAUUGCAAAUGUGGACUUAUUAAAAAGGCGACUGCGGUUUUCAGGGAAAUGGAGGUCAAUGGCUGCAAACCGAAUGCCAUUACAUUUCGGCAUCUUGCAUUGGGUUGUUUGACGGCGGAACUAGUGGAAGAAGCCCUGAAGACUCUAGAAAUGGGGAUCGAUUUUAGGGCGAGUAAGAAAAUAAAGAGUUCAACGCCAUGGUUGGAAACUACUCUUUCGAUCAUCGAAAUAUUUGCUGAGAAGGGUGAUGUAGCUAAUGCUGAGAAGUUGUUUGAAGAACUCAAGAAAGCAAAAUAUACAAGGUACACUUUUGUGUAUAAUACUUUAAUAAAAGCUUAUGUAAAAGCCAAAAUUUAUGUUCCUUAUCUUUUGAGAAGGAUGAUCUUAGGAGGUGCUAGGCCAGAUUCUGAAACCUAUAGCUUGAUUAAACUUACUGAGCAGUUUAAAACUUGAUUUAAGUACACUAGAUUUAUACUGUUUAUAUAAGUUUCAUUCAAUUUUAAA
This is a messenger RNA of Mercurialis annua (annual mercury), 1675 nucleotides long. Its product is annotated as pentatricopeptide repeat-containing protein At1g07590, mitochondrial. The transcript is spliced from 2 exons. Bases 23 to 1624 code for a protein of 533 amino acids. The record is from RefSeq and is a predicted model, not a curated record. Gene Ontology annotation, cellular component: mitochondrion. Gene Ontology annotation, molecular function: protein binding. Lineage: Eukaryota; Viridiplantae; Streptophyta; Magnoliopsida; Malpighiales; Euphorbiaceae.